GGCAGAGAUUCUGAAAUACUUCAGAGGAUCCGAAUUGCAAAACUUCUUUACAAAGGUUCUGGAGGAUGAGAUCAAGGCCGUGACAAAGCCUCAAUACGUGGACCAAAUUCCUCGAAGUAUCAAAGUCCCAAAUAUGACAGUGGCCAAGAUGUUCGAUCGACAGACCGAGCUGCCGAAUCGAGAUCAGCUAGAGACGGAUCUGGAGCUCAAGGGAUUACAGGACAGAGAGGUUGGACAGUUAUCCGGUGGAGAACUACAGCGUUUCGCCAUUGCCAUCGCCAGUGUGCGAAAUGCCGAUAUCUACAUGUUUGACGAGCCAUCCUCUUAUCUCGACAUCCGUCAACGUCUCGCCGCGGCUCGAGUCAUCCGUGGAUUGGUCACGGCAACCAACUAUGUCGUUGUUGUCGAACACGACUUGGCCACACUGGAUUAUCUCUCUGAUUUCAUCUGUGUCUUAUAUGGUGUCCCUGGUAUCUAUGGUGUCGUCACCAUGCCCUACUCUGUUCGUGAAGGAAUCAACAUCUUCCUCGAUGGUAUGAUCCCUACCGAAAACCUUCGCUUCAGAGAAGAAUCUUUGACCUUUAAAAUAUCUGAAAACGCCGACGAGCUGCAAGCUGUCCACACUCAAGCUUACCACUACCCGGCCAUGACCAAGACCCUUGGAGGUUUCAAACUUCAGGUCGAACCUGGUGACUUUGCGGACUCUGAAAUCAUCGUUCUGCUGGGAGAGAACGGUAUGGGCAAGACGACCUUGGUUCAGCUGCUGGGAGGAAAGCUGGAGCCGGACGAUCCGAAAGACAAGGUUGAGAUGAGGGUCUCAAUGAAGCCUCAGACAAGUGAGCGUUCGGUCUGGGGUGGUGCUCAUAGGUCAGUAUCACCGAAAUUCCCUGGUACCGUCAGAAUGCUUCUGAUCAAGCGAAUCAAAUCCAUGUUUAUGCACCCCCAAUUCAAUUCUGAUGUUCUCAAACCGAUGAAUUUGGAAGGAAUUAUGGACCAGGACGUGCAGACAUUGUCCGGAGGAGAAUUGCAACGAGUCGCCAUCUGUCUGGUGCUCGGUGUUCCCGCCGAUGUUCUUCUGAUCGAUGAGCCGUCUGCCUACUUGGACUCUGAGCAACGUAUCCACGCCAGUAAAGUCAUCAAGAAAUUCGUCAUGAGCUCGAAGAGGACUGCCUUUAUCGUCGAGCACGAUUUCAUCAUGGCUACAUAUCUCGCAGACAGAGUCAUCGUCUUUGAAGGUCAACCAGCUGUCUCGUCCACUGCCAGAACGCCCGAAGGCUUAUUGACAGGAAUGAACAAGUUCUUGAGAUCAUUGGACAUUACCUUCCGUAGAGAUCCAACAAACUACCGUCCGCGUAUCAACAAGAUGGAGUCACUCAAAGACAAGGAGCAAAAACAAUCUGGAUCAUACUUCUUCGUCGACACUGACUAGACGUUUGCGCAUGAAGAAGACAUCUAAAAGGAUCAGACAGCAAGGUAGUUUGCAGCAUAUUGGACUGUGGCUUGUACAUCAUGCAUUCGAUAAUUUGACC
Molecule: messenger RNA, 1529 nt
Organism: Kockovaella imperatae
Lineage: Eukaryota; Fungi; Basidiomycota; Tremellomycetes; Tremellales; Cuniculitremaceae
Product: P-loop containing nucleoside triphosphate hydrolase protein
Exons: 8
Coding region: 134-1429 (431 amino acids)
Biological process (GO): translational termination; translational initiation; ribosomal subunit export from nucleus
Molecular function (GO): iron ion binding; ribosomal small subunit binding; ATP binding
Source: RefSeq, a predicted model, not a curated record